GCUGAGGUUUAGUUUUUCACGAGUUAACUUUUUUUGUUUUUUCCGAUGACUAUUUCGUUUUAGUUUUCCCGAAAAAAGUGCCUCAAAUAUUGCAACGUUAUUCCAUGAUAUAUAGUAUAUCAUUUUUAUACACUUUAUUGUUAUAAGUAAAUAAUGUUCGAGUUGUUCUAAAAUAUGUGCUGUGUUUAUGUUUGGUGCACAAGAGUAACGUAAUAUACUGCUGGGUUUUGUAAAAAAACGGUUUUAUUCAAUAGAAGGUGGAGAAACAAUGCUCUCGCCCAGUAAGCAUUCGCCGUGUUGUUCAAAUAGCGUUCCAGCCUCAGCCCGCGGGCCAGUAUUUGUUCCAUUAUGAGUAACAAGGAGCACCACGUCCAUGGGGUCUCCUUCGACCAUACGACUCCGAGACCGCCCAUCCCCGGCGAGGAGAAGAGGCACUACGUGUCCGACUGGGAUGGGGAGCAGGCACAGGUGGAGGGGGGCAAGUUCGCCAGGCCCUACUCCCCAACCACCAAAAGGAAUUCCACUUUCCAGAAUGUGUCCAUGUCGGCUUCUUCCACAGCUCACGAUGGUGCCUGCUCCUCCAACCGUGUCAUGGAAAAAACGACAGAAACUCAGGCGGGCAGCAAGUCGCCGCCAUCUUGCUUGCGGUGGGCAAACUCACUGCACGCCUUGCUGCAAGAUGGCGACGGGGUCAAGCUGUUUAGACAGUACCUUCAUUCGGAAGGUAAACAGCAUGCUGACACUCUGGACUUCUGGUUCGCAUGCGAAGGGCUACGAAAACAGCAGGGAUCAGAUAAAAUUAUGCAACUUGUUAAAGUAAUUUAUAGGCAAUAUUUUGUGAAGUCCGCUCUUCCAAUAAGCGAUGAGUUACGAAGAGAAAUCGGAGAAUUAUUUAAGUCUUCCCAGUGCCUUGAGCCUCCAGUAACUCUCUACGACAAAGCGCAAGCGCAAAUCGAGAAUCUAAUCGUAACCACGACUUACCCCAAUUUUCUUAAAAGUGAUAUGUACCUGCAAUAUUUAGAGAAUACGCAAACGUCUAGUAGUAGUGAUAGUAGUGAUUUCAGUAAUGACAUAUCUAAUAUGGCUAGCGCUCUAGAUCCACUGCCCACAGUUCAUGAAGAUAUGGAGUUGAUAAUGAAUCCACCAAAUUAUAUCAGCCACGCGUCAGGAACUAUGAGUACGGGAUACCAUACACCUAACAUAGGUGGUCCUCCAGUAAGAUUAACCAAAGAUGUGCUGCUCAUGUCUCAAAGUCGGCGAGCGGUAGACCGAUCAAAAUCGGAAACUUUUGCCAAGCGUGCGAAUAGUAUGUUCGUUUAUCGCGCCGGACUAGGCGUGCAUGCUGCCUACAGUUCGUACAAUCCAGUCUCGCGCCAGGAUAGCGAACUGCACAGUCUCAGUAGUCAUUCGGAUGCCAGGACGGAGUCGGAUACCAUGUCGCUAACUGACAGUUCAGUCGAUGGGAGAUCAGCUGUCAGAAGGACUAGGCGACAAGCGGCAUUAAAUAGAGAAUCGCAAAUGAACCAAAUAGUGAUCCCUAGGACGCAGAGGGUUGAUAAAGUACAGUGUCAGCCGAUGGAUCCUAUGCAGUUUGCCGCUAUACUUACUGAAAAAUUAGAGGCUGUCAAAAAACAACAGGAUGCCCACGAACUCUUAGAGAAGAAGUUAAAAGAUAGCGAUACGUUAGCCUCAAUAAACAAUCAGAACAUCAGAGAAAAGCUUCUACUGGACGACGAAAAUGAUCAAUCCAUUCUAGACGAUCACGUCUCGCUCGUGUUUCCCGAUACGCCUGGCAGGUCUCCAGGUAUCACCACGCCUCACAGGACACGUCAUAGUCAGAGUUCACGUCGAAGAAAGGAUGGGUCCAUUUUCAGUUGCGAUUCUGGUAACGUCCAUGAUUUUGCCGAAGGUUCGGAACAUCGAAUGGGAAUGGUGAAGUCAAAAAGCAUGCCGGAGUACCAGGAUGAUCGAUUCCUUCGUGGAGGCGUUGGAAGAAGGUCUUCCUCAAAAAAGGCGGUACCCGAUCUUACGGAUAGUGGUGUAUCGGUUGUAUCGGACUCUGUACCUUCGGUGGCCAUGUCGAAAGAUAGCCGCGUUUUGACUUGGUUGAUGUCGGGUCACAACGACAUGUCCAUCAAACAGCGUAGCAGUAGUUACAGGACCAGUAGCGCGACGUCUCCCAUUUCAAAUAGGCAUAAGAAAGGUUUUGGAUCGAGGUCUAGUUCCGUGGAGAGGAAUAGCGUUACUGGUGCCACCGUAAGUCCUGCGCAACCAUUUGUUGCUGAUCCAUCCAUGCCGCCUUUGCCCAUUCCCAACACAGUGGCGCAGCUAGAGGAAGCGAGAAGAAGGCUGGAGGAUGAUGUUAGGAAAAAAUCCAGGUCGUCUUCCAAUCGACAUUAUCCUGACCUCACGCAGAGUAGCCAGUCCACUCUCAGGAAGUCCCAGAGGGCGCAGAGGCCUAGCCUGCCGAUCACGCAAGCGACGACCGCCGAAGAACUGACCACGGUGGUUUUCUCGUUCUGCGACGAACAGUUCCCUUACCGGACGAAGAUACCCGGGUCGCAGAUUACCUUGAAGCAGUUCAAGGAUUACUUGCCAAAAAAAGGAAAUUACAGGUAUUUCUUUAAAACAGUGUGCGAAGAACUUGGCAACCAAGUUAUUCAGGAGGAAAUCAGCAGCGACAACGAUAUAAUACCUCUGUACGAGGGUAAAAUAAUGGCUCAAGUUAAGCCGAUCGACUGAUAUUAUUUGUUUUUAUUUUAAGUUACUAACCGACCGGCUAAAAACGCAUGCAAACGAUCGUCUACAACACAAAAAUGAGUUCGUUUUUUAGAUACGGUCUUUUUCUUAGUACAAAUCAUUAAUAGUUUGAGUUCAACAACGAAAAUAAAAAAUAAACCUAAUAAAUGUUUUGAGCAAAGUUGUAUUAUUGCCAUACUUUUCAGGAAAUAUAAAAGCUAUUGGAAAAUACGUAUAGAUAUACGAUCCUACAGACUGCGCCAAUAUAUUAAUGAUGUAAAAUUUGUCUGAGUAAGAGAUUUAAUCUGUUAUUCAAAGUCUGACAUUCAACGUUUAACUUUAGAUAUAAAUUGACAGAGCUUUCCAAAGCAACUUAUGGAUAUUUUCAUUGUAAUCAUUUAAUAUCAUGGAAAAAGUAUAAUAAACACUAUAGACAUAUUGAUUUGUGUGGCAACCUAGUAAAAGUUUCUUAAUUUUCAAGCAUUUAAUCGCGUUUGAAUUUGGCAGCAUUGCUAUACUUUUCAGAAAAUAUAAAAAUACUAGACAAAUAACAUUGCAUAAGGAUGAUCCUACAGACUGCGCCAAUAUAUUAAUGAUAAAAAUAAUUUUUUAGACUUAUUAUUGUUGAAAUUUUAUCAAUAUAAGUAACCAAAACGAUUUAGUACGACCAAGUAAUUUUUCUUUACUUAUUAUUUUAAGUAAUUUGCAAUAAUGUCUGUAAUAGUUUUAAACUACUAAUGAUUUUACUGAGAAAAAACUGAUUUUAUCAAUAAGAAAUUUCUAGUUUUAAGUUAUUUAUUUUAAACUGUGUUUAGACGUUCUCGUUUGUAUGAAAAUACUAAUACAGCUGGAACACUUAUUUAGUUACGUAAGUUUUUGUUAUUUUAAAACAUUUAUUUCCCUAAUUUAUUCUGUUUUGUACCUAUAAUAUUAAGAGAUUUUUUAAGCGUUUAGGCUUUAAAAACUAUAUUUUUAAGCUUCACCUUUCAUUUCAUUCGUAUUUUAAGGAAAUUAGAGAUGGAUCCUCUGCAAAAUAUAAAGCCAUUUUCUUUUUUGAAAGUUAUUAUAGUAAGAAAUUACUAGUUGAUUAAUAUUUUAGGUUGAUUUUGGAAAAAAAAUAAAACUCCUACCAUAACAUUUUCAGCUGAGGCUAAAGAAAAUCUAAAACCAGUUUAUAUGAAAUUUUAUUUCACUCUAAAUAGUUUCUUUUUUGAAAUUGUUUUAAAGUGAUCUUAUUUUAGUGUCAACCAGUGUUCAUACUUCAAAAAUAAAUUUUGAAAAAUCUGUUUCUUGCAAAAUUUAAAGCUUUGGGAAAAAUCUUGUUUAGAUACAUCAAAAUUGUGUGACACUGAAGAACAUUUGCUUGAAUUUUGUUGUGGUUAGGAAUGUACACAAAAGCAAUUUAAGAUCUAUUUUUUAUAUAUUUAGCCAAAGGCCCUAAUUUUCAAAAGAAAAAAAAUAAAUGGCAAUUUAGAAGUACAAAAAAUGAGGAUUUUUUUCAGGGAUUGUCAAAAUUUAAUUAGAGCAUAUUAAAUAUGUCUUUAUUCAAGUUUUUGUAUGUUAAAAAAUGUUUUCUUAUGCUCUGUUAAAUCUUGAACCAUCGUUUUUGCAGAUCUGUAUAUACGGGGUGUUUAAAAUUCAAACCACUCCUGUUGAAGAUGUUGAUUUUAAUUUCUAAGACUUUUUGAAACUUUAUACCAUACAUCACAACGUUAAAAUGAGUGUGUGGAAAUUUUGAAAACCUUGUAUGCUGGACACAGGUAAGGGAUCACAGGAAAUGUUUUUAAGCUUUAAUAAGGAUUUUUAUAAAAAAAAAUAAUAUAUAAAUUUAAUUUUGAAUUUAGCAAUACCCAAACCUUUAAGAAUAACAAUAUUUUGAGUUUUAUUUUUGUGUUUGUUCUUUCAUCGAUUUAAUAAUCUAGUAAAUUCAACCUUUUGUUAUGUUUUUUACUAUAAAACAUAAUGUCUAAUAACGUUAGGACAUUUUCUAUCUAAUGAUAUAUAAAAGCGUUGACCAAACUACAGCAAUAAUAUUAGAUUUUAAUAAUACACUAAGGUUGAAGCUUAGAACACUUUUCUGUGUAUUUUUUGUUUUUGAAUGUUUUUUUUUAUUCAUUUGUAAAUGAUAUACAAUUCUACAGAUCU
This is a messenger RNA of Sitophilus oryzae (rice weevil), 4884 nucleotides long. RefSeq names its product axin (gene Axn). The record is from RefSeq and is a predicted model, not a curated record. The coding region runs from base 349 to 2742 and encodes 797 amino acids. The transcript is spliced from 15 exons. Lineage: Eukaryota; Metazoa; Arthropoda; Insecta; Coleoptera; Curculionidae. Gene Ontology annotation, biological process: negative regulation of canonical Wnt signaling pathway.